CCGCCAUCAUCUAUUUUGUGUGUAAGAAGUCGACGUCUUCCUAACCCUCGCACUCCAUAUCCAACAUCAAAUCGAUAUCUCAAUAACUUCAAGCUUCACAACAGUUCAUAGCCAAGCAAAGGCCAGUAAAAUGUCUGGAAAGUUUGAGCCCAAGAACCCAGUCACCCUGGCCCCUCCCAAGGAUGACCCCAUCACCCUCGAGGAGUUGGCCAAGGCCGAUGGCUCAGACCCCAAUGGAAAGACAUACGUCGCGAUCAAGGGAAUCGUAUACGACGUAACAGGUAACAAGGCAUACCAAGCAGGAGGAUCCUACAACGUUUUUGCUGGAAAGGACGCCUCUCGUGCUCUCGGAAAGACCUCAACAAAGGCUGAGGACGUCAGCGCCGACUGGCAGGAUCUUCCUGACAAGGAGAAGGGUGUCCUCAACGACUGGAUCACAUUCUUCUCCAAGCGCUACAACGUUGUCGGCCGCGUCGCCGGCGCUACCAACUUUGAAUGAAGAUUACCAAAAGCUCGGCUCUGAAGCUCGAGCGAAGGGUGAAGGAGGUUGUGGGAGAAUUGGGAGGCUAGGGAUAUCCGUCAUUUGGCCGUGAGACGUUACCAUGAGCGAGUGUAAACGUAAAACAUAAAAAUGAAUACCUUGCGCCAAUGAUUCCACGACGAGAAGUGAGAGAGAGGACAUCUUAGGUGACCCUGGUUACUUUUCUGUUCUGU
Molecule: messenger RNA, 714 nt
Organism: Colletotrichum scovillei
Lineage: Eukaryota; Fungi; Ascomycota; Sordariomycetes; Glomerellales; Glomerellaceae
Product: cytochrome b5-like Heme/Steroid binding domain-containing protein
Exons: 4
Coding region: 131-499 (122 amino acids)
Cellular component (GO): endomembrane system; membrane
Source: RefSeq, a predicted model, not a curated record